CCGCGGCGACGGCAAGAUGGCGGCGCCCACUCUGCUGCGCGGGGGGCUGAGGCGGUUGUUCACCGGGCUCUUCGGAAAGGCUUGGGCCCCGCCGCCUGCCCGAGCCCUCCGGGAGGUCGUGGAGGUGACUGAAGGCAACACGACCACAAUUGAAGGGAGAAUUAUAGAAGAUCCUGAAACACCAACUCCUCCAAACCCCUCUGGCCAGUGUCCCAUCUGUCGCUGGAACCUGAAGCAUAAGUAUGAUUAUGUGGACGUCUUGCUCCUGAGUCAGUUUAUCCGUUCUGAUGGAGGGAUGCUGCCACGAAGGAUCACAGGCCUCUGCUUGGAGGAGCACAAGAAGAUUACCGUCUGUGUGCAGAUGGCUCACCGUGCAGGUUUGUUGCCAAACCACAGACCUCCACUUCCUGAAGGGCAUGUUCCCAAGAAACCUCAGCUGAACAGGUAUCUGACCCGCUGGUCCGUCAAAUCUGCAAAGCCCAUCUGGAAGAGGGGCCCAAAGUGGUGCAAAAAACCUUUCCCAGUCGGACACCCUUUGCUGAGGGAUAAUGUCAAAUACACGCACAAGCCUCUGGCUUUGAACCACUAGUGGCCAGAAGUGGCAUAGGCACUUAGCACAGCUGUUUGCCACUGCUCUGCUUUUUUUUGCAAGUUUGUUACUAUCUCAAAAUUGUCUUAUUCAAAACCUGUCAUUAGUACUCUCUGUUGUCUCCAGUAAAUGGGCCGCCAUCUGCUCCUCUAGAAUACAAGACUGAGCAAAGCAAAGUUCAGUGUGCAGAAUGAUUUGGAGAAGGCAGGGGGCAAAGACUUUAAGCUCAAAGCCAGAAAGGAUCUGAAGGCUUUGUUUCAUUACAGCCACGACCGGGUUUGGAAAAGGACGUCUCCUUCUUUUUCCAGCAGCGAAUGGUGAUUCCCCAUUAACGCGUGUUUCUACUCAGAUUUGCCUCAUUUGGGCUUUCGUACCCGUGCCACCAACAAAAGAAAAAGUCUCCUGCAGCACUGUUUCCUUGGCAGUAACAGAAAACGUUCAUGACUACUGACAUUUUUUGUUUUUCCUAAUCUGUACUAUCCGUAAUGUACAGGAAAACACCUGUGGCAGUGAUUACAGGCAUGUGUGCAUCUUACAUGUGCCCUUAAGGAAUUCCUGGGUUGUGCAUCACUCCUGGAUCUAGCAAAUACAGAAUGCCGAUGUUGUUGA
Colius striatus (speckled mousebird) is the source of this 1198-nucleotide messenger RNA. RefSeq names its product mitochondrial ribosomal protein S18A (gene MRPS18A). The record is from RefSeq and is a predicted model, not a curated record. The transcript has 6 exons. Gene Ontology annotation, biological process: mitochondrial translation. Gene Ontology annotation, cellular component: mitochondrial small ribosomal subunit; ribosome. Gene Ontology annotation, molecular function: small ribosomal subunit rRNA binding; structural constituent of ribosome. Lineage: Eukaryota; Metazoa; Chordata; Aves; Coliiformes; Coliidae. The coding region runs from base 17 to 589 and encodes 190 amino acids.